AUGUCGAAAAAAUCCAAAAAAGGUAGGACUAUGGCAUUAACCGAUUUUCUGGCAUCGGAACCAAAACUUGUUACCGUACGAGAAAGUACAUGGGCAGCUAUUGUUGAUGAAGAAGAACAAAAAAAACCAAUAGUUGUUGAUAUGAGUGGUUUACCAACAGCUCCUCGUUCUGCUGUUGAUAUUGAUUAUAGUACUGUCCCAAAUAAUCCUCCAUUUGUUAUACAUGUUGCUAAUUUAUCAUUUGAAAUUGAUGAUGAAGGUCUAAGGCGAAUAUUUGCUGAUUUAAAACCAAAAGCAGCUCGUAUCAUGCGUGAUGGUAUUCGUAGUCGUGGUAUUGGUUUAGUUGAAUUUGAAACACGUGAAAAUUUAAUUGAAGGAUUAAAACGAACAGAUAAAGAAAUUUAUGGAAGAAAAAUUCGAAUAAAUGUAUCUGAUAAAACUGAUUUCAAUCAAAAUGAUGGUAGUCGAACAAAUUUUUCUAAUCGAUCAAAUAGAAUAACAGGAGAUGAACGACCAGAAAUGGCAGAUCGAUGGAAAAGAAUUGAAAGAAAACAAAAUGAUUUAUCUGAUGAUCGAUCAUCUAGUGGAUAUCAUAGAGAUAGACAAAAUAGAAAUGAUCAAGGACGAUCUAAUUUUACUGGUAAUUCACGUAAUGGUCAACGUGGUAGUGAUUAUGGUUAUGGUUAUCCACGUACAAGAGAUGAUCGUACUGGUGGCAAUCGUGAUCGUGAUCGUGAUCAUGAUCGACAGAAUACAACACGUCAUCGUUAUAAUGAUGACGAAAAUCGACAGAGUAAUGAUAUAGAUAGACCAACAAAUACUGAUCGAUAUAACGAUACACGUAGUGAUAAACACGAUCGAAAUCCAGCAAAUGAUGAUAAUCGAGAACCACCACGAGAACGUCCACGUCUACAACUUCAACCACGUUCAAAACCACUUGAAGAAUUUAAAAUAUUAUCUGGUUCAUCUUCAUCUUUAAAUAAUAUUACAACAACAUUAUCUAUAUCAAAUAUUGAAGAAUCCCCGUCUAUUAAUGAACAUUUAUCUAAUAAUCCUGAUGAAUAUCAACAACAACAACAAUCAAAUAAUACAUCAGAAGUUGGAUCAUCUAUUGAAAAAUCUUCAGUUAAACAAUUAGCUCCAUCACGUGGUGCUGGUGCAUCAAUAUUUGGUGGUGCAAAACCGGUGGAUACAGCUGCUAAAGAACUUGAAAUACAAAAAAAAUUAGAAGCACUUCAAAUGGCUAAUACAGAUACAGGAAAAGAUUAUUAUGAUAAAGGAUCAUCAUCUAGACCAUUAUAUUAUCGUGGUAAACGUCCAUCAAAUAAUGAUGAUUAUCAUAAUCGUGAUCGACGUGAUGAUGGUCGAUCAAGUACAGAUUAUCAUCAUAAGCGAGAAUAUAGUGGUGGUCGUCGGUAUGAAGAUGAUAGUCGAAAGCCUAAUAAUGAUGAUAAUUAUCGUCGAGAUCGUUAUAAUAAUUCAUCUCGGCGUGAUUAUGAUAGUGGAAGAAGUGGAAAAUAUAAUCAUUAUGGUCAUUCAGAACGAGAUAAUGAACGAAAUAAUUAUCGAAAUCGUGAUCGUGAAACAAAUGAAUCUGAUAAUCGUCGACGAUUAUCAGAUGAUAACUUUGAUGUUGAACCACAAUCGAAAAAUCAACAACAUGGUAUGCCACGGCAGACAACACAAACUGAAGAUACUUCGAAUAGACUUCAUUUAUCAAACAAAUUUCGAAUGCUUGAUAUUGAUGAUCCUGAUGAUAAUGCUCAAAGUCGAAUAAUUAAUUAUUAA
Rotaria sp. Silwood2 is the source of this 1788-nucleotide messenger RNA. Lineage: Eukaryota; Metazoa; Rotifera; Eurotatoria; Philodinida; Philodinidae. The record is from the annotation of a GenBank genome assembly.